GAAGUUAGUAAGGAUGAGAAGCAAUUCAUGAAUAAGGAGGAGGAGUUGAGCAAAACCAACUUGCCUUGUACUUCAGUUACGACGCAUACUAGGGCUAUUGGGAUCAUAUAUCCUCCCCUAGACAUCAGAAACAUUGUUGACAAAACUGCUGAAUUCGUGGCGAAAAAUGGACCUGAAUUUGAGCAGAGGGUCUUAGCUAAGAAUACUGGAAAUGCAAAGUUCAACUUUUUGAUUUCCUCAAGUCCCUUCCAUGCAUAUUAUCAGCAUCGGUUGUCUGAAUUCCGUGGACAGCAACCUUCUUCUCAGUUUGCAGAUUCUGCUGCACCCGAGUCGGCCCCACCAGCUCCGGCUGCAGACGGUGAAGCAGGAGGAGCACCAAAGCCUGACCUCUCUGCCCACUUUAAACCAGCGUGCAAAGUGCUCGAAACACCAGAGGCCGAGCAGUAUACUGUUCGGCUUCCUCAAGGAAUAACUGGAGAAGAGUUGGAUACUGUUAUGCUCACAGCCCAGUUUGUGGCUCGAAAUGGGAAAUCUUUUUUGACAGGAUUGACAAGCAGAGAAAUCAAUAACCCCCAGUUCCAUUUUCUGAGGCCUAAGCAUAGUAUGUUCUCAUUUUUCACUUAUCUUGCUGAUGCGUAUUCAAAGGUGUUGAUGCCGCCUAAGGGUUUGACAGAGAAGCUUAAGAAAAGUGUUGCAGACAAUGCAACCAUGCUUGAAAGGUGCGUGAAUCGACUGGAGUGGGAACGUUCACAAGAGCAGGCAAGGCACAAGGCUGAAGAUGAAAUUGAGCAGGAAAGGAUACAAGCGGCUAUGAUUGAUUGGCACGAUUUUGUUGUGGUUGAAACGAUUUACUUUGCUGAUCAUGAGGAUGAGGAUUUACCUCCUCCAAUAGCCCCUGAGGAAGUUAUAAGGAGAAGCAAGGUCACAAAUAUGGAAGAAGAUAUUGUCGAGACUGGUAAGGAGGUGGAAAUGGAAUUGGAUGAAGAAGACUGGAGGACAGACAGACUUGAAGAAAAGGAGACUAAGGUGGCAGAGGAUCCAGAACCACCAAUGAGAAUUGUGAACAACUGGAAGAGACCUGAGGACAGGAUCCUUUCCCGAAGAGACCCAACAAAGUAUGUCAUUUCCCCAAUCACUGGGGAGCUUAUCCCUAUCAAUGAGAUGUCUGAACACAUGAGGAUUUCUCUUAUUGAUCCAAAAUACAAGGAGCAGAAAGAACUAAUGUUCGCUAAGCUUCGGGUGACUACUCUUGCUCAGGAUGAUGAAAUCUCAAGGAAUAUUCUGGGCCUUGCACGAACCCGCCCUGACAUUUUCGGUACCACAGAGGAAGAGGUUUCUAACGCUGUCAAGGCUGAGAUUGCAAAAAAGAAUGAUGAGCAACCAAAACAGGUCAUAUGGGACGGUCACACUGGAAGCAUUGGCGUCACAGCAAAUCAAGCCAUUUCACAGAAUGAUGUAUUUAACGAAGAUGCAAAGAGUCUUCCUGGUCCAAAACCUGCUGUGCCUUCAGUUCGUCCUCUUCCCGCACCACAUGGUCUCGCAUUGAAUCUACCUCGUGUUCAUCCAAACACAGUCCAGUAUUCUGCUCCAACUAGCAGUGGCCUCCCUGUACCUCCACCAAGGCCCCCAGUUGUCCAAUAUCAAUCAGUUGCAUCACCUGGACCUCCAAUGCCCAUGAGUUCUGGACAGCAGCCCCUUUCAAUGAACCGACAGAUGCCUCCAUCAAUUUCUAUGAGUGCACCUAGUAUUCCUGUACCACCUCCACCUGGUUCUCAGUUUGCACUCAUGCAAGCUUAUAUCCCCCUUCCUGUUCCUCCACCUGUAAUGCAAAUGAUGCCACCACCACCACCUCCACCUCAGAGAGCCCCUUGUCCGCUUCCAGAAGAACCUGCACCAAAGCGCCAGAAGCUCGAUGAUUCUAUGCUUAUUCCAGAAGAUCAGUUUCUGGCACAGCAGCCAGUGCAGGGACCUGUUCGCAUCACAGUAUCCAUCCCCAAUGUUGAUGAAGGUAAUCGGAAGGGACAACUGUUGGAGAUUACAUUGCAGUCUUUAUCCGAAACUGUUGGGAGUCUCAAAGAAAAAAUUUCUGGGGAGAUCCAGCUUCCUGCAAACAAGCAGAAACUGAGUGGAAAACCUGGUUUUCUCAAGGACAAUAUGUCGCUUGCAUAUUACAAUGUUGGAGCAGGAGAAACACUAACUCUUUCAUUAAGAGAGCGCGGUGGAAGAAAGAGAUGA
Prunus persica (peach) is the source of this 2235-nucleotide messenger RNA. RefSeq names its product probable splicing factor 3A subunit 1. The transcript has a single exon. Gene Ontology annotation, biological process: mRNA cis splicing, via spliceosome; regulation of alternative mRNA splicing, via spliceosome. Gene Ontology annotation, molecular function: protein binding; RNA binding. NCBI's taxonomy places the organism in Eukaryota, Viridiplantae, Streptophyta, Magnoliopsida, Rosales, Rosaceae. The record is from RefSeq and is a predicted model, not a curated record. Bases 28 to 2235 code for a protein of 735 amino acids. Gene Ontology annotation, cellular component: U2 snRNP; catalytic step 2 spliceosome; U2-type prespliceosome.